Drosophila hydei is the source of this 2045-nucleotide messenger RNA. RefSeq lists its product as uncharacterized. The record is from RefSeq and is a predicted model, not a curated record. The coding region runs from base 436 to 1980 and encodes 514 amino acids. Lineage: Eukaryota; Metazoa; Arthropoda; Insecta; Diptera; Drosophilidae. The transcript is spliced from 5 exons.
CGCUGAACUCAGCUGACGCGUCGAUUGCUUUUUGUAUGAGACGUCGUAGAAGAGGAAGACGAGAAAUCGCGUUCGUUGCCUAAGUCAUUUCGAUUUUCACUUUUAACUGUUUCGAAGAGCGCGCGCGCGCGCGUUGUGCUUAAACCGUUACCGUUAGACGCAGCACGUUACGAUUAUCUGCUAGUGAGUGUAGAGAGACUCGCACACAUACGAUAUCAGUUUUUGUGGCUGUUGCAACUAACGACGGAUUAAACUGCAAUCAAGUGAAAGCGCCACGAAACUCAUCAUUGAAACAUACAAGAAAGCAUCCCAAGUAGAACUAGAACUAGCUUGUCAUCGCCUCGCACCACUGACCCAACAGCCAAGACCAAGGCCGACCGAAAUCAAAGCUUAUUUUCUUUUUUGGCCAACAACAAACAACGAAACAACGCGAUCAUGAAUUAUCAGAAGGCCAGUGAAACGCAUUCGCCGUCCCCGUUCAAGAAGCCGAAACGGCCCGCUGGCAGCAAAAACAACAGCAACAACAGCAACAGCAACAAGAAGAACAGCAGCAUCAAAGGCAACGGGAACGGGAACGGCAUACAAAACUUUUGGAACGAACGCAUCAUGGAGCGCUUUAUAAAGGCGAAUCUAUUCAUUAUCUGCUGCGUGGCAGCAGGCCUGUUGCUGAUUGUCUACCUGGGCGCUUUUUCGUGUGAGGUCUCUUGGCUGCUGGAGGCGCAUGGCGAGCUGCCCUUUGCCGCCUAUACGCUAUGCACACUGUACUUUGUGAUGUUUGUGGCCACGACCAUUCUCAUUCAUGGCCUCGUGAGUGGGCUCUGCUGGCCUCUAUUUGCCUGGUCGGCUGUCAUUGGCUUGCUGUCCAUACCGGAACUGGUGCUAGUGAUGCUAAUGACCACACAGCAUUGGGGUCUGCAGUCGGUGCAUGGCUUAACGGAGCUAACCUCCUACUUGAUAAGGCUCAUCAUCAACUGCCUGGCUUUGAUCUGCGUCAUUCCCACCGGCAUUAAGUGGCGUCGCGAGACGCAGGUGCUGAAUCAGCUGCAAGGUCUAGCGACUCGUCUCUCGCUGCAAACCCCAGCGCCCAGUGUGCCCAUGACCAAGGCGGACUCGAGGCGUUCCAGCCAGCGUCUGAGCGGCUUCGAGAAUGCGGGCUAUCAGCUGUGCGAUGAGACGAAGUUGCCCUUGGGCAACGGAGCGGGAUCUAAUCAGCUGUUCGGCUCGCAAAACGAGUUCAAUGCCAGCAUGUUUGCACCUCAGCAAUACGUGCCUGGCCAGAGGAGCAGCUCGAAUCCGGGACAUCGUGCGCAAUCGCUGAUGGACUUGCGCUGCACGCUGCCCGGCAUGUACAAUCCGCGUCAUGUGCUGGACACGGAGGACAAGAAUGCCAAGUACUUCAAUAUAACCAUAGAUGAUCUGAAGCACAAUUUGCAGGAUUCGCAUCGUCCGUCGCCGCCUUCGCUGAUUGGCUCCGCCAGCAAUGAUCCCAUCUACUGUUCCAUAGAGCCCAAGCAGCUGACGCCGCCACCUGCUUCGCAGCAGCAGCAGCAGCGACAUGGCCAACAGAAGAAGCUGGCUCGGAACUGCAUCUCACUCGAGAAUCUCGAUGGCAUUAGCAAGGUGCAGAACGAUCUAGCUACCUACGGCAACAACCUGUUGCAGAACUACACGCAGCAGCAGCAAUACUAUUUGGCCAUGCUGCUGCAGCAGCAGCAGCAACAGGCAGCUGCGGCAGCCGCAUCCAAUCUCUAUCGCCGCCCCUCGGCCUGCAGCGUAACGGGCAGCUGCACAAUGCUUGGACAGCAGCGACGCGGCUCACAUCAUCUGCAGCAGCAGCAGCAGCUGCACCAACAGCAUCUGCAGUACUAUGGCGGCUUCGGCUAUGCCAACUAUGCCAAUCCCUACAUCACAGCCAACAGCAAAUUGUCUCUGGGCAAUGAGUCCGAUGACUAUCGCAAGUAUCGAGAUGUGGCUCUUUAGUAGAGCUUUGCACUGAGCUCCAGUCAUACAUACACACACACACAUAUAUAUAUAUGUAUAUGUAU